Molecule: messenger RNA, 2774 nt
Organism: Daphnia magna
Lineage: Eukaryota; Metazoa; Arthropoda; Branchiopoda; Diplostraca; Daphniidae
Product: proclotting enzyme
Exons: 9
Coding region: 571-2130 (519 amino acids)
Biological process (GO): proteolysis
Molecular function (GO): serine-type endopeptidase activity
Source: RefSeq, a predicted model, not a curated record
UUACGUACGCAAAGGAGGAGAGGGAGCCUCCACCGCCGCACGCUGAUUAACCAAAGUCAUCGAUACGUACCCCUCUCGUCUGUCAGUUAGUCUGCAGCAGUGGCAGGUACGGGACAUACAUUGCGACUGUGGUGCAGGGGUCCAUAUCUUUGAGUAUUCGUGCCGUCGUCGAACAGAAGAGACAAUAAGUGACCUUAGUCGUCAAUUUGCUGUUAUUUGACACAUUCGUAAGUAAUAUCCGGGGUGCUCUUACCUACCGACAAUUUGUUAUCAGAAAGUGGUUUACACGCAUCGUAAAAGUCCACCAGUCAAGCGUGAAACAAUUGUCGUGAGCAGGUCAAAUAGGUCGUCGUCUAAAUUUGAGUGCUGCCAAAAAAGAAAAACCGUAGGUCAAGUCGCGCUUUCUCCCCACUUUUCCCACCGUGGGCCGUUUUACCUGUUGGCUGACCUCUACUGCCAGUACAGACGUGAUCCGAGACACUCUGACCAAACUUUUUUCUGUGUUUUCAACCAAACAUCAUCGGCAUCGAAAUUUCUUUCCAAUUGGUUAUCGUUCCUCCGUUCGAAAUCAUGAAAUUACGGUGUUCUUUCCUCCUUGUGCUGGCUGCCACCACCGUCACUCUAGCGGCCGUGACAGAAACCAACGGCCGUUUUCAGCGUGUGACCCAAUUGAUUGAAAGAGUCAAGAGACAAAGUGUCGAUGAAGAGGUAGCUGUAACAAUCUCCAGUAAUGUCACCGAGGAUGUCCAGCAGCAUCGGGAUGGACGUGGAUUGGGAAGCACUCUUCUUCAGCUGGGCAAAUUGACGUUGACUCACUUGUUGCCUCUGGCCACUGGACAAUCGACCCAGUCCAGCAGUUCUCAAUCUGGGACAACAUCAGAAAAGAUAAGCUCUGGAAACAGCGUUGAAAUUGCUCUGCCCAGCAGUACAGACUCGCCUAAAAUUCAGACAUCUUCAUCGUCUUCAUCAUCAUCGACGCGGCCGUGCACAACACCAGAUGGGAACAGAGGACAGUGUCGUGAUUUAGGCAGUUGCCCAGCCUUGUUGCUUCAGCUGGACAGUUUGCGCAAGUCGAUUUGUUUCCAGAGUCUGUUCGUUCCUGGUGUCUGCUGUCCCGAAUCCAAACCUGGCAACGCCCUCGUCACAAUCAUCAACCAAUUGGCAGGCGGCAGUAACAACAACAACAAUAAUAACAAUAGGGUUACCACCACAACAACCAAACGACCUACAACAAUCGAUUACAAUUCGCUCACCUCUCCAGUGACUUUUGCUCCGACCACGACUCGUCCGUUUGAAACGUUUCUUCAACACAACAAUCCAAUCAUCAACACAGGCUCGCAAUCUCAGGGCAUACAACCGAAAGCUCGUUGUGGUCAAGUGCAAGUCUCUUCCUUUCGAGUUGUUGGUGGUGAGUUGUCCCAACCGGGAGCUUGGCCUUGGAUGACGGCUAUUUACCUGAAUGGCCCGAAAGGCACUGAAUUCUGGUGCGGUGGUACUCUCAUUAACGAACGGUUUAUCAUGACGGCUGCCCACUGUACCCUUGACGGUCGUCAAAAAAGAUUCCGGGCGUCGCAGUACACUGCUCGAUUCGGCGAGUACAACCUUCGCGUGACAGAUCCUGGUGAGAGCGAGAUAUUUCAAAUCAGCGAAAUCCGGAUUCAUCCGCAAUUCACCGGGACGGGUUUCUACAACGAUUUGGCUCUCUUCAAACUGGAACGACCCGUCAGUUUCUCCGAUUACAUCCAACCUAUUUGCCUGCCUUCUAAUUCGCAGCGGACCGAGAGUUUUAUUGGUCAGGUACCCACCAUCGUCGGAUGGGGAACAACGUAUUACGGUGGGAGAGAAAGCACAGUGCUGCGGGAAGUACAAUUGCCCGUGUGGCGCAACGAUGACUGCGACAGGGCUUACUUGCAGCCCAUCACUGACGUCUUUAUUUGUGCUGGAUACGCGGAUGGAGGCAAAGAUGCCUGUCAGGGUGAUUCCGGUGGACCUUUGAUGUUACAGAAUGGAGGCACCUGGACUCAGGUUGGUAUAGUGUCAUUCGGCAAUAAGUGCGCAGAGCCCGGUUUUCCAGGCGUUUACACUCGCAUCACCCACUUUCUCGACUGGAUCAACACCAAUGCUGUUUGAACCAUUUUAACUCAAUGAACCCAGCACUGGUUUGCAGCCACAAAGAGGGGAAGAAAAAAACAAAAAACAAAACACCUUUUCUCUUUUAAUUUGUUAAUUUGCUAAUUUUAAUUACUUAAAAAAAAGAAAGAUUCAAGGACUUUGACAGUAAGAACAAAAAUAUUCUCUUAGAAAAAAAUUUUUUUUUUCGCAUAAAUUUCGUCUGUUAAGCCAAGCGUGCCUAUCGCUUAGAAUGCAAUCACGCUCGCUCACGUCGCACGGAUUUUGGAGCCGAGACGAAUUGUGUUAAAAAAAGAAAUUCUGCUGCGCAGAUUGAAUUCCUUCCCAAUUUUAAUAUAAGAAUAUGUAUUGUGCCUCUAUUAAAUGACCAAAAUUAAUUGAAAAGAGAUUCGACUUUUAUAUGGCUAACCGGUGUGUUAUCCCCCCCAUCGUUUUGCGUAUGUUCCCCUUCCGUCUCACGCCCUUAAUUCCUUACGACUCCCACACGGACGAAGAAAUCACGACGCCCUAUAUGUAGUUAUUAUUUUUUUUUUUUUACUAGACAACGAAAGCAACAAAAGAGAAAUGUGUGCGUUUCAAGUGAAAUCAAACGAAAUACAUAUUUCACUAAUUUAUUCUUAAAUAAAUAUACGUGUCCCACACUG